AUGACACGACCAAAGGUACCCGAAGUACGAAUCGUCGAAGUCGGCCCUAGGGACGGGCUGCAAAGUAUCAAAGAUGCUGUUCCGACAGAAACAAAGACCGAGCUGAUUCAACGACUUUGGCGAGCUGGUCUUCGGAGUAUUGAACUUACCUCGAUUGUCUCUACGCGGAAAGUACCGCAACUGGCAGACUGUCAGGAGAUUCUGAAUAAUCCUGCAAUAAGAAGUCUUACAGAAGAUUCGGAGGCCAGUGGUCUUCGUUUACCGGUACUCACUCCUAAUCUGAAAGGGUUGGAUAUUGCGUUGUCACGAGGCGUCAAAGAAGUAGCUGUCUUCAUCAGCGCGACAGAGGGGUUUAGUCAGGCGAAUAUCAACUGCUCUGUUGAGCAGGGGGUUGAAAAGGCGCGAGCUGUUGCUCAGAAGGCUAUUGAAGCUGGUAUUGCUGUGAGAGGCUAUGUAUCAUGCAUCUUCGUAGAUCCAUAUGAUGGUCCAACCAAUCCAUCCAGCGUCUUGCGCUGUGUGCAAGAACUGCUGCAAAUGGGCUGCUAUGAAGUAAGUUUGGGCGAUACAACAGGCGCCGGCACACCUGCCAAAGUGGCCACUCUGAUCAGGUAUCUCGAGAAAAACGGCGUGUCUCUCAGAAACCUAGCGGGCCAUUUUCAUGAUACCUAUGGCCAAGCUGUGGCAAAUGUACUGCAGGCUUAUAUUUGUGGUAUCAGGGUUUUUGAUGCUAGUGUCGGUGGUCUUGGAGGAUGUCCAUUCGCUCCUGGCGCGAAAGGGAAUGUGUCGACGGAGGAAGUGGUUUUUAUGUUUCAGAAUGCAGGUAUUCAGACCGGGGUAAAUCUGGAAGAAUUGGUUGCAACGGGCAAUUGGAUAAAUCAGCAAGUCAGAGGUUCUUCAGAAAGCGUCCAGAGCGACUUUUCCUUGGCUACUGUCGACUCCAUCCAAGAGAAAUCACAACCCCGAGAAAAGGAGUUACAGCUUCCGGGUUUCCAUCAAUUGUCUAUAAAAUAUAUGAAGGCAUCUCUGAAACGAGUUAAACAUGUCGAGAAGAUCCACUUUUUACAGAGCGAAACUGGCGAUUUGAAGAUCACCUUGAAUCGACCGAAUAAGGGUAACAUGCUGACCAGAUCCAUGCUCACCAGCUUGAUCAAAUGUUUCAAAGCUUACCACCACAACCCUUCUGUUUCACGAGUUGUCAUAACGGGGACCGGAUCAUAUUUCUGCACCGGCGUUGGGAUGAAAAGAGGGCGUUUUGAGAACGCUAGCAGCGCAGCAGAAAGAAAUUCCUCCUUCGAUCUUCUGAUACAACUCUUCGAGAUAAUAGACGAAUACCCCAAACCAGUCAUCGCAUGUCUAAACGGACAUGCCUGCGGCGCCGGCGUAGCACUAGCAUUUGCCUGCGACGAGCGAAUCAUAAUUCAAACGGCAACCAUCAACCUCAGCCCAACGAAGGAGAAACCCUUUCUGGCAGGUUUGAUCAAUCGAUAUUUUUCUUCUUCUGCAAUGACAAGAGAAGAAGAAGAAGAGUGGCCCAGGAAGCAGUCUUCUCGUUCCAUAACUGGCUCGGAGCUGCAGAUCCUAGGAUUAGUCACGGAGGUUGCCGAUGGCCACAAGGAUAUGCAACUGAAAUUGGAGAGCUAUCUGUGUGUCAAGGAGUUAUCUGGCAGAAGAUUCGGAUCGUUGACGAAGUUAUGA
Talaromyces marneffei is the source of this 1695-nucleotide messenger RNA. RefSeq lists its product as uncharacterized. Bases 1 to 1695 code for a protein of 564 amino acids. Gene Ontology annotation, molecular function: hydroxymethylglutaryl-CoA lyase activity. NCBI's taxonomy places the organism in Eukaryota, Fungi, Ascomycota, Eurotiomycetes, Eurotiales, Trichocomaceae. The record is from RefSeq and is a predicted model, not a curated record. Gene Ontology annotation, biological process: L-leucine catabolic process; ketone body biosynthetic process. The transcript is spliced from 2 exons.